AGUUACAUACCUGUCCAGUCUUCUCCUCGAUUAGUCACAGCGCCUUACAGCAAUAUGGAGUCUAGCACUUUCAAUGCAUCACUCAUUCAACCUUCGUUACGACCAUUCCCAGGGUCAACACCACGUAGCACGGAAUGCGAUCCAAGGCUGCCUGGGAUCACUGGCUCAGUGACUUCCAACCAUCCACCUAUGCGAACUAGGCCUCUAUCGUCUUCGGCAUUGCAACUGUCUAGGACGGGAAAUCGAGUAUGGCAUGGGAGCACAACCGAGCCGUGUCCUCCUAAUUACUCAUCUUCGCAACCCUCCUUUCGACCAUCGUCAGUGGUACCAUCGUUUAGGACAGCAGAGAGCGACAUGCCCGCUGGUACCACCGAAUCUGAUCUCCCUGCCUAUUCAAGUGUUGCCGCUCGGUCUCGACGGUCCUCGGCGGCGCCAUCGUAUAGUACUAGGCCUAACACCAUCGUCGAGCCGAAUCUUGUUCUCGAUCCCGUCCCAGCUUUACCUCGAAUGCCCUCUAUCACGCUUCCUUAUGGAGACGGACGUCAAAUAGGGUGGUCCAGUGAGACCAUCUAAGUGAAUCUCACUGUACCUCCAUGCUUCGUAUGGGAAGCCCUUUAUCCUGGCGGUACUGUACUGUGAGAUUAGUAUUCUGUCACACAGUCGGCCACCCCCAACCUGUGGGAAUCCGCGCGUUUGAUUGCUAGAGGGCUAGAGUAACAGCCACUUACCAACCAAUGUGUUAUACGAGAUUUCGUCUAGUAAAAUAGGAAUCGUUUCGUCUAUCUAGAAUCUCGGUACACUUUCAAGUUAGUCUACUCCCCCCCAAGUUACCGCAUCCUGGCUAUCUCAAGAGUCCAACCAUAAAAUUUUGAUCAUUGUCCAUGUUUCUCUCUUUCCUGAUGCAGCUCAUGGUUUUGUCGUUCAGCCUACUGGUUAGUCAUCGCUAUAGCUCAUAUCUGUCUUCCAUGCAUACUUCCUUGACACAUCGCUUUCCUUGACAUCGCCUUCCGUGUGUCACUCCCUUGC
This is a messenger RNA of Serpula lacrymans var. lacrymans S7.9, 1026 nucleotides long. RefSeq lists its product as uncharacterized. NCBI's taxonomy places the organism in Eukaryota, Fungi, Basidiomycota, Agaricomycetes, Boletales, Serpulaceae. The transcript has a single exon. The record is from RefSeq and is a predicted model, not a curated record. The coding region runs from base 55 to 573 and encodes 172 amino acids.